Molecule: messenger RNA, 948 nt
Organism: Brachypodium distachyon (stiff brome)
Lineage: Eukaryota; Viridiplantae; Streptophyta; Magnoliopsida; Poales; Poaceae
Product: ricin B-like lectin R40G3
Exons: 2
Coding region: 33-632 (199 amino acids)
Source: RefSeq, a predicted model, not a curated record
GCAUUCUGCAAGAGUAAUCAAGCAAGCAAACCAUGGACUACUACCGCGAGAGCAGCUACGGCGGGGGUUACGGGGCGAUGGCGACGCCGGGGUACGCGCCGCCGGUGCCGUACGGGAUGUCGCAGGUGAACAUCGACGGCUGCGGCGCGCCGCGGCGCCCGCUGCCGCCGCAGCCGACGGUGAAGGUGUACUGCCGCGCCAACCCCAACUACGCCAUGUCCGUCCGGGACGGCAAGGUGGUGUUGGCGCCUGCCAACCCAAGAGACGACUACCAGCACUGGGUCAAGGACAUGCGCUGGAGCACGAGUGUCAAAGACGAGGAAGGUUACCCUGCUUUCGCCCUCGUCAACAAGGCCACUGGGCAAGCCAUCAAGCACUCCCUCGGCCAGUCCCACCCCGUUCGGCUGGUGGCGUAUAACCCGGAGUAUAUGGACGAGUCGGUGCUGUGGACGGAGAGCCGGGAUGUCGGGAACGGGUUCAGGUGCGUGCGCAUGGUGAACAACAUCUACCUCAACUUCGACGCGCUCAACGGGGACAAGUACCACGGCGGCGUCCGUGACGGGACCGAGGUCGUGCUCUGGAAGUGGUGCGAGGGCGACAACCAGCGCUGGCAGAUCAAGCCUUACUACUGAUCAUGCAUGCAUCCAGCCAUCAGUCAGUCAGUUAAGCAAGCCCCUCUGCACUGCGCACCUAUGGCAUGGCAUAUCUACUCAAGUCUGAAGAUCUGAAUAAUGGUUGAGCUGCUGUCGAUCUCCCGCCGCCUUCCAUGCGGAGGAAGGCCGGAUGACACGCUCUCGUAUAAUAAUCUGUCUAACAGAAGGAUGGAGUAACAAUAAGAAGCGCUUCAUAUAUAUCAGUAUGGUUGGACAUGUGAAAUACGUAUAUACUGCCUGAAAUUCGGUACUACUUGUCUUGUGCACUCUCUAGUCUAUAUAAACUUACUUCGUA